GUCACUGUGGCUUCUUUUGCCUUUGUUUAAAGUCUUCUGUACCAAAACCACCCACCAACCCUCUGCUCCACUUGUCUUAAACCUACGGAGAAAAGAUUUGGUGUCUGUGCACCACUGUACCUGUAAACCCUUUUGCGGUUGGAUCAUUCUUGCAAGUUGGUGUUUGAUGAUCAAGCUGUGAUUUGGUAUACUAUGGAGAGGUAUGAGAUUGUGAAAGAUAUUGGGUCUGGGAAUUUUGGGGUGGCAAGGUUGGUCAGAGAUAAGUGGACCAGAGAACUCUUUGCUGUUAAGUUCAUUGAGAGAGGCCAGAAGAUAGAUGAACAUGUGCAAAGGGAAAUCAUGAACCACAGAUCGUUGAAGCAUCCGAAUAUUGUUCAAUUCAAAGAGGUUCUUCUGACACCAACUCAUCUAGCCAUAGUAAUGGAGUAUGCUGCUGGAGGAGAACUCUUUGGGAGAAUAUGCAAUGCUGGUAGAUUUAGUGAGAAUGAGGCAAGGUUUUUCUUCCAGCAAUUGAUAUCAGGAGUCAGUUACUGUCAUUCAAUGCAAAUAUGUCACAGAGACCUUAAGCUUGAAAAUACACUCUUAGAUGGCAGCACAGCACCUCGUGUCAAAAUAUGUGAUUUUGGAUACUCAAAGUCACUACUGCAGUCUCAGCCAAAAUCAACUGUAGGAACACCAGCCUAUAUUGCUCCUGAGGUCCUAUCUAAAAAGCAAUAUGAUGGAAAAAUUGCAGAUGUUUGGUCUUGUGGAGUCACCUUAUAUGUGAUGCUAGCUGGAGCAUAUCCUUUUGAAGAUCCUGAUGACCCUAACAACUUCAGAAAAACAAUUAAUCGGAUCCUUGGCGUACAGUACUCGAUUCCAGAUCAUGUUCAAGUUUCCAUCGAAUGUAGACAUCUAUUAUCUCAGAUAUUUGUGGAAAACCCCGAAAAGAGAAUAACAAUCGCAGGAAUUAAAAACCACCCUUGGUUCUUAAAGAACUUACCCAUGGAACUGAUGGAAGGAGGAAGUUGGCAGAGCAAUGAUGUAAAUAUUCCAUCUCAAAGCACUGAAGAAGUUAUGUCCAUAAUUCAAGAGGCAAGAAAAUCAGUACAGUCCCCAAACGCAGUUACGCAUCUCAUCGAAGGCAGCAUGGAUCUUGAUGAUUUGGAUGCUGAAGUUGAAGAUAUUGAAACAAGUGGUGAUUUUGUAUGUCACGUGAGUAGUUAAACUGUACAUACACAUCAUACUUGGCUCUUGGCGGUCGAUCUGGAGUUGAAUUCUGUAAAAAGUAAUAGUAGUGUACCUAGAGAAGCACGGGAUAGGUGCUUCUAACAAAAGUUUUGCUAAUGGCAGAAUUAUUACCAAAGCAUCCAAAAAGAAAAUAUAAAGCUCGAGAAUACCAUGCUAAUUC
Molecule: messenger RNA, 1390 nt
Organism: Rosa rugosa (rugosa rose)
Lineage: Eukaryota; Viridiplantae; Streptophyta; Magnoliopsida; Rosales; Rosaceae
Product: serine/threonine-protein kinase SAPK2-like
Exons: 9
Coding region: 193-1206 (337 amino acids)
Biological process (GO): intracellular signal transduction; protein phosphorylation
Molecular function (GO): ATP binding; protein serine/threonine kinase activity
Source: RefSeq, a predicted model, not a curated record